ACGUCAAACCAUGCGUCAAAUUCAUGCUGCCUGGAACAACAACAAACAGUUGAAUUAGCUGGGACAUUAACGUAGCGUUUACAACUGUUAUUUAUUUUGUGUUGGUAUUGUAGCUCAGUGUUAGCAGAAAUGUCCGGAAAGGCCAAGGAUAUCCUACAGAUGGACCUGUAUGGUUUACUCGGCAUUGAAAGCACUGCUACAACGAAAGAGAUUAAGAAAGCUUAUCGACAGAAAGCCUUGACCUGCCAUCCAGACAAGAACCCAGACAACCCAAAAGCAGUGGAGCUCUUCCACCAGUUGUCCCAGGCUCUUGAGGUGCUAACUGAUGCUGCUGCCAAGGCUGCCUAUGAUAAGAUUUGCGCUGCCAAGAAACAAGCAGAAGAAAGAAACAGGAAACUAGAUGACAAGAGGAAGAAAAUUAAGCUUGAUUUGGAGUCCCGAGAGCGACAAGCAGAAGCUCACAGCCAGGAGGAGGUGCAAAACACUAGAACACUUGAGGAAGAGAUUGCCCGUUUGAGAGAGGAGGGAUCCAGGCAGCUUGAGGAGGAACAGAGGCUCAUCAGAGAGCAGAUACAGAGAGAAAGGGAAGCGCAGCAGCAGCAAACAGAAGGCUACACUCAGAGCAACUCAGGAGUGGAGAGAUGUUCCAAGAGCAAUGUGACCCCCAAAUUGAAGUUAAAGUGGAAGUGUAAAAAAGACAACGAGGCGAAUGGAGGCUACUCUGAAGACAUUCUUUUCAGACUUCUACAAAAGUACGGGGAUGUUUUGAAUGUGAUUUUAUCGAGUAAGAAGAAAGGAAGCGCUGUGGUUGAAUUUGCAACUGUGAGAGCAGCUGAGCUGGCCGUUAAGAAUGAAAGUGGCUUGAGUGAAAACCCCUUGAAGAUUUCUUGGCUUGAAGGACAGCCUGAGGUUAUUGCACCAGCAUCUCAACCUGGCCAGUUCACGUCUUCACAGGGCGCCCUGACAAAUGAGCGCGACUAUGAGAGCUUGGUGAUGAUGAGAAUGAGGCAGGCUGCUGAGCGACAGAGACUCAUAGAACAAAUGCAGAGAGACGACGAUGAGGACGGUGCCAGGUCAUAGCACAGCAGGACCCAACUUGGUACCAGCCUGCAACCAUUAAAUGAAAUAAUCUCUUUAAGGCUUUAGUUUCAUAAAGCCUCUUGAGUGUUUUGUUAUCAUGUUUAAUGUAAUACUCUGUUUGGCAAAAUAAAUCUUUUUAAUAACUAAA
Molecule: messenger RNA, 1228 nt
Organism: Micropterus salmoides (largemouth bass)
Lineage: Eukaryota; Metazoa; Chordata; Actinopteri; Centrarchiformes; Centrarchidae
Gene: dnajc17
Product: DnaJ (Hsp40) homolog, subfamily C, member 17
Exons: 11
Coding region: 130-1080 (316 amino acids)
Biological process (GO): spliceosomal complex disassembly
Cellular component (GO): spliceosomal complex
Molecular function (GO): RNA binding
Source: RefSeq, a predicted model, not a curated record